CCCCUAGGUCAGAACGCGCGCCACUCUCGUUAGUGCUGGAGCAUUGACAUACCAUAGCAGGGAGAAGAGGAAGUUUUUUCAGAGUUGGCUACGAGAAUUCUGGGUUAAUUUCAAUCAUUUUCAGUCAUAAAUCUCGGUUCUCGUGCGUCACUAGGUUCAAUAAUAAAAAAAGGAAAAUGGCCGUCGUAUAGUCGUUGACGUCAAAGUGUCUGUGCAACAUCUGUGUUCCCUUGUGUCUGUGCACCUUUCUCCAACUAUUGGAUCUACCUGUUUUUUUUUCUUCUCCUUUUCGAUUUUCGAAAGUGAACGGUGUGGCCCCGGUAUAAUAUAAAAAAUUCAGCAUUCCAAACACGACGUCAUCCUCUCAUCAUUCGUUUUCCCCAGUGUGUGUGUGUCUAUUGCUACGGUAGGGAAACAAAAACCUUGGGUUUUGUGUCUGACGAAACGGGGGAAAAAAGAUCUUAAAAAGAAUACCACCAAAACACAAGAGACCCACCUUGUUGUGUUCUAAGCGAAUUCCAGCUCACGGCACAGGACACGAGGAAGAAGAAACUGAAAAAGGGGAAUGUGAUCAUCGCCCUCUGGCGCCCUCCGAUUCUAUUUUUUUUCUUCUGCUCCCAACAACAACGUUGAACAUUAACGAGAAAUUAGCAUAUGCACAAGAAUAUAGCACGUGGCUAAGAUUUGCCCGGCUAGAUGGCUAAUGAUAGUGAACAAGUGGAAGAUGGCCGGCCGGUGGCCAUCAAAUCAUCAGCAACGACCAACGGCAAUGGCAGCCAAGAACCUUCGCCAACUCUGCAAGUGCCUUCCAUCAUCCCCAGCAUCAAAGUUAUAAAGUCGGACGCCAAGGCUGGUUUCCUACGCUCGGCACGCGACGGCCAUCUGGACAAGGUUCUCGAACAUUUGAAGAACAACACCGACAUCAACACAAGCAACGCGAAUGGACUGAACGCCCUACAUCUGGCGUCGAAGGAAGGCCAUGUCGACGUCGUGACGGAGCUAUUGAAACGUGGCGCCGCUGUAGACUCGGCCACCAAAAAGGGCAACACGGCCCUGCACAUCGCAUCGCUCGCUGGACAGGAGGAGGUUGUGAAAAUCUUGGUGCUGCAAGGCGCUUCGGUCAACGUCCAAUCGCAGAAUGGAUUCACUCCACUGUACAUGGCGGCGCAGGAGAACCACGACGGCGUCGUCCGCUUCUUGUUGGCCAACGGCGCCAAUCAGAGCCUGGCCACGGAAGACGGAUUCACUCCGCUGGCCGUUGCUCUCCAGCAGGGGCACGAUAAGGUCGUGUCCGUCCUGCUGGAAAACGAUACGAGAGGCAAAGUGCGACUGCCGGCCUUGCAUAUUGCCGCCAAAAAAGACGAUUGCAAAGCGGCCGCUUUACUUCUCCAGAGCGAUCACAACCCUGACGUGACGUCCAAAAGUGGAUUCACUCCGCUGCACAUUGCGGCCCACUACGGAAAUGAAAACAUUGCCAGUUUACUGGUCCAAAAGGGCGCCGACGUCAACUUCCUGGCCAAGCAUCACAUCACUCCACUUCACGUGGCGGCUAAAUGGGGUAAAGCCAACAUGGCCGCCUUGCUGCUGGACCGGCACGCUCAGCUGGAAGCUAAGACACGCGACGGCCUGACGCCGCUUCAUUGCGCAGCUCGUUCCGGCCACGAGUCGGUGGUCGACUUGCUGCUGGAACGCGGAGCGCCCAUCUCUAGCAAAACGAAAAACGGAUUGGCGCCGCUGCACAUGGCUGCCCAGGGCGAUCACGUCGAUGCCGGCCGGAUCCUGCUUCAUCACAAGGCGCCCGUCGACGAAGUCACCGUCGAUUAUCUGACGGCCCUGCACGUGGCCGCCCAUUGCGGCCACGUCCGUGUCGCCAAAUUGCUGCUGGACCGUAAGGCGGACCCCAACUCGCGCGCCCUCAACGGCUUUACGCCCUUACACAUUGCCUGCAAAAAGAAUCGCAUCAAAGUCAUUGAGUUGCUCCUCAAACACGGCGCUUCCAUCGAAGCCACAACGGAGUCGGGAUUGACGCCGCUGCACGUUGCCAGCUUUAUGGGCUGCAUGAACAUCGUCAUCUACCUACUGCAACACGGCGCCAAUGCCAACGCGCCUACCAUGCGCGGCGAGGCUCCACUCCAUUUGGCGGCAAGGGCCAACCAGACGGACAUUGUGCGCAUCCUGCUACGCAAUAACGCCCAAGUCGACGCCCGUGCAAGGGAACAGCAAACUCCGUUGCACAUUGCGUCCAGGCUGGGCAACGUGGACAUUGUCAUGCUGCUGCUGCAGCACAACGCCGACUUGGAUGCCGUCACCAAAGACAUGUACACUCCGCUGCACAUUGCGGCCAAGGAAGGCCAGGACGAAGUAGCUGCCGUCCUGCUGGAACACGGUGCCAACAACACGGCGGCCACCAAACGCGGUUUCACGCCUCUCCACUUGGCCGCCAAGUAUGGUAACAUCAAAGUGGCCCGAUUGCUCAUCCAAAAGGAUGCUCCCGUCGACGCCCAGGGCAAGAAUGGCGUGACCCCAUUGCACGUGGCCAGCCACUACGAUCAUCAAAGUGUGGCUCUUCUCUUACUGGACAAGGGCGCAUCGCCUCACGCGGCGGCCAAAAAUGGAUAUACCCCGCUACACAUCGCCGCCAAGAAGAAUCAAAUGGACAUUGCAACAACACUGCUGGAAUAUGGCGCCCAGACGAAUGCCGAGUCCAAGGCCGGUUUCACGCCGCUGCAUCUCAGCGCCCAGGAGGGGCACACAGACAUGUCGACCCUGUUGAUUGAGCACCAGGCGGACCCUAAUUACGAAGCCAAGAACGGACUGACGCCGAUGCAUUUGUGCGCCCAGGAGGACCGCGUCAACGUUGCCGCCAUUUUGGUCAAGAGCAAUGCGCAAAUCAAUGCGCAAACAAAGAGUGGCUACACCCCUCUGCACGUGGCUUGCCAUUUCGGACAGAUGAAUAUGGUGCGUUUCCUGCUUGGCCACCAGAGCCAGAUUGACGCUGCGACCAAUCAAGGCUACACGGCCAUGCAUCAGGCCGCCCAGCAAGGUCACCCCAUGAUUGUCAAUCUCCUGCUGGAAAGUGGAGCCACCCCGAACGCGGUAACCAGUCAAGGCCAGACGGCGCUGUCGAUUGCUCAGAAGUUGGGCUACAUCACAGUCAUCGAGACGUUGAAAGUGGUGACGGAGACGACCAUUACGACGACGACGACGACCAUCAUCGAGGAGAAGUACCGCGUCCAGGCACCCGAGACGAUGCAGGAGACGUUCAUGUCCGACUCGGAGGACGAGGGAGGCGAAGACGGUGUCCUGGGCGAUCAUUCGUACCGCUACCUGACUGUCGACGAGAUGAAAUCACUGGGCGACGAUUCGAUGCCGAUGGAUGGAAUGGGCGACGACCGCCGCAACUCUGGCGUCGAAGAAACCAUCCUGGCAGCUAAAGAAGGAUAUGCUCAGUUCAGCGGUAAUUACGCACCGGAUAACGUCGAUCUGGCCCGCCAGCCCGUCAGCAUUGGCCAUCCCAGCGUACUAGACGACUCCCUCUGGUCAUUGGCAUCAAAGGGUACGGGAAUGUGGCGUUCCAGGUUCUUGGUCAGUUUUAUGGUUGACGCUCGCGGUGGAGCUAUGCGUGGAUGUCGCCACAGCGGCGUCCGUGUCAUCAUCCCACCCCGCAAGGCCGCCUGCCCAAUGCGCAUCACCUGUCGCUACCUGAAGAAAGACAAACUGGUACAUCCUCCGCCACUGAUGGAGGGCGAGGCUCUGGCCAGCCGCAUCUUGGAAUUAGGACCUUCAGCCGCCAAGUUCCUCGGCCCGGUUAUUAUCGAAGUUCCGCAUUUUGCCGCUCUGCGCGGAAAGGAGCGCGAGAUCAUCGUUUUGCGAAGCGACAAUGGCGAAACGUGGAGGGAACACACGCUGGAAGCGACGGAAGAAGCUGUCCAGGAAGUUCUCAAUGAAAGUUUUGACGGCGAAGAUAUGGGACAGUUGGAGGAUAUGAACACGCACCGGAUCACGCGCAUCUUGACGACGGAUUUCCCGCAGUACUUUGCCAUCGUUUCGCGCGUCCGCCAGGAGGUUCACGCCAUCGGUCCCGACGGUGGCAUGGUCUCGUCGUCGGUGGUGCCCCAAGUGCAGGCCGUCUUCCCGCCGGGCGCGCUCACCAAGAAGAUCAAAGUUGGACUGCAGGCUCAGCCGAUUCAACCGGAACUGGUGGUGAAGUUGCUGGGCAACCGAGUGGCCGUCUCGCCCAUCGUGACGGUGGAGCCGCGCAGGAGGAAGUUCCACCGGCCCAUCACAUUGACGAUUCCCGUACCGCAAGCGGCCGCCCGCGGAAUGAUCAACCAAUAUAGCGGUGACACGCCCACAUUGCGGCUCCUCUGCAGCAUCACAGGGAAUGCCGCUGACGUAUCGACAGGCGGAACAUCGCGAGCGCAGUGGGAAGAUGUGACCGGCUCGACCCCGCUGACCUUUGUCAACGAUUGCGUUUCGUUCACCACCACCGUCUCCGCCCGUUUCUGGCUCAUGGAUUGCCGCAACGUAGCCGAGGCGGCCAAAAUGGCUACCGACCUCUAUCGCGAAGCCAUCAACGUUCCUUUUAUGGCCAAAUUCGUCGUGUUUGCCAAGCGGCACGAACCGCAAGAAGCCCGCCUCCGGGUGUUCUGCAUGACGGACGACAAGGAGGAGAAGACACUGGAACAGCAAGAACAUUUUGUCGAAGUGGCCAAGAGUCGAGACGUUGAAGUCUUGGAGACGAAAUCGCAAUACUUGGAAUUCGCCGGCAAUUUAGUGCCCAUCACCAAGUCUGGCGAACAGCUGGCCUUGACCUUCCGAGCGUUCCGUGAGAACCGGCUGCCUUUUACCGUCCGAGUCAAGGAUAAUCACGCCGAUCCCGUUGGGCGCAUCGCCUUCAUGCGGGAAGCUAGGGCCGGAAGGGGUGAACCGCCGCAGACGCCCAUUUGCAACCUGAACAUUGUCUUGCCCAGCACGGUGACGCCCGAAACGGCCCGUUCCGAGCCGGACUUGCUCGCCCUGCAGAAGAAGUACGGCUUCUUGCACGACGUGGGGCUUGUCUACACCACCAACAGGCCUGAAGCCAUCCAUAAAGCUGAUUUGCGCUUGUCGGAUAUUUGCAACCUCCUCGGUCGCGAUUGGAUCCCGUUGGCCCAGUGCCUGGAGAUCCCCGAUUCCGAUUUGAAUCUGAUCGACAACGAGUACCCAGACAACACCACCCAACAGGCAAUGGUGAUGCUCAAGUUGUGGAUGGCCCAGUCGCAAAACAAAGUCACCGGCAACGCCUUAGAAAAAGCGCUGAGGAAAAUUGGACGCGACGACAUCGUCAACCGGUGCAUUUACAACGUGGAACUAGUGACGGACGAUUUGGAGAAAGCCGUGGCCAAAACGCAGCUGGAUCAAUCCGGCUUCGACAACCUACGAGACGAACUGGGCGCUGACAGUACGAGAAACACCCUACAGCGCGAUACGAGCCUGGACGUCAGCUUCGACGAGCAGGAUCUGAUGAAGGACUCCGAGUCAGUCGAUGAGAUCCCCGAGAAGAGAGAGGAGGAGGAAGAGCUAAAUUUGCAGGAAGUGUCUGAAGUCUUCUCGCAAGAGAUCAAGACGGCCAUUCCGCAAAAACAAGUUUACGACGACGCUGAACCGCCUUCCCAGCGAAUAAUUAUUCACGAAGAGAAAGGCAUCUGCGAUUCGAGAGAGGCCGAAAAGGACAUCGAGAUUCCUCAGCCGGUGCAGGACCUGGAAUCUGGAAAUCUGCAACAAGACGCGGAGGAUUCAUGGGGUACGCGCCAAUCGACUAUGGAGGAACGAGUCAUCGAUCGCUACGUCAUCGAUACUCAUCCGAAACCGGUUUUCGAUCCGCCGGAGGAAGAUAUUCCUGUUGAGCAGCUUCCCACUAAUGAGGAAGAAGAAGAGGAGGAAGAAGAAGAAGAAAUAGUGGAAGAGCCGAUGGUGGUUGCAACGACAGCGCCAGCACCUCGUCAACGCGAACGCGUUGACGACGAACCGGAAUCGUUGUAUUCACCAUCAUGGAACGCCUCCAAACAUCCAGUCAGCUGCAAGCAAUCGAUGCCCAUUGAAGCGAUUGCCGUGCAACAAGGCCGACCGUAUGAGCAAGAAGAGGACGACGAACAGGAGGUUGAAAGACCAGCUGUCAUUGCCACCUCGGCACUGGCACCGGCACCGGCACCAGUACCUCGUCACUCAUAUCAACGUACCGAAGACGAGCCGGAAGUUUUAAUUUCCUCGUCGUGGGACGCUGCUAACGAACCCACCAGUUGCGAUGACGAGGUCUUGGAAAAGGAGUUUGCGGCAGCCCUUCACGGCGGGGACAUCGACGAUAGCAACACUUUCUCGCCGGAACUGCUCAGCCGAUCGCUGCAACAGCAGACAACCGAACACGAUGCCAAAGUGCGCAUGUCGACUUCAAAGACACCACCUUCAAGUCCGUUGGAAGCGGUUGAAGCCUUCACAGAGUCGCAGAUGCACACAUCACACCCUGAAGCCGUUCCAGCUCAGGUGGCUUUAGCUCAGUCAGAAACAAUACGCUCGGAGGAUCUAGACACCACAGCUGCUUCUCACGUAGACGUCCAGGAAGAACACUGGACCGAAGACGUGGAAGCCAAUGAACCAGCAGCGGUAUCAGGCCAGCAAUCGUCCACGGGACCCUUUUCGCGCAUCUUCCAGUCCGGCAGUAGCAGCAGCUCAACUCCGGUUCCAUCGCCUCCGCCGCCGCCGCUCAUCCGCAGAGUUCCUUCUCCGCCCUCCGCGUCUUCCAUUUCCCCGUCCUCGUCGCCCAGUCAGUCCCCACAGGUUCCCGAGCGACGCAAUCGCAAGUCACGACGAUUUCUCGCACCCCACCAGAGGCCAGCCAAUCCAGCUUUAGACUGUGAGGAUCAAGUGCAAACGGAUGUGACUGACGAUGUGGGUGAUCUAAGCGAAUCGGAGCUCUUCGACCACGCCCAGCCAAAACUGGAAGAGCACGAACGGACAACAGAAACGGAAGAGCUGCUGGAACGACAUUCGGCAAACUCGGAAACGAGCGACGUUGCCGAAACCAUUUAUGGAAGCCCGGAAGCUGUCCGUUACUUUCAAAAAGUCGCCAUUCCGCCGAGUGGAACAGAGUCCACCGUCAUUCAUGUGGACGAUCUUAGUGCCCGUAGUAAACUAGUCGUUCGUCCGCUUUCCUUACCCGAUACGUACGUGGACCGGCACGGCUCGCCGGGUACGAAACACCGCCGGACAGACUUCGUGGUGGCGUUGACUCCGCAAUCAAAACCUGAAAUCCAGCGCCAAUCGGCACCCCUUUCCGAAGUUCAUUUUCAAAUAGAAUCGACACCAGUCCCCGAAGGAGAACCGCAAUCAGACGUUGAGUUGGGGGGGCAAUGCGAUUCUUCUAUCCCAGUUUCAGAAGCGCAGUUGCAUUUCGAACCGAGUUCCAUAGCGCAGAGCGGAGCGAAAUUGGAAGAAAGAAAAAGCGAUGGAGUAGCGCAGCAAGAACAGGUCCUUGAGUCGGACACAGAAGCAGAGGAUAGCAGCAGAGAUUUGGAACAAGAGCUUUUGUCGGAGGCCAACUUGGUCAUAGAACAAGUCAUGAAGUUGGCCAUUGAACAGGUGACUGGCAGAGCGGAAUCGGAGCCACGACCGGCCUCUGCUCUACCGCAAGUCGAUGUAGAAAAAGCCGUGGAUUCAGCAGAAAUUGAACCGGUUGCAGAAUCGAGAUUAGCAAAAAUGGGGGAGCCUCAGUCGGACAUGAAAUCAACAACAGUAGGCCAACUGCUUUGCGAAGAAGCCGCCCCACAAUUAUUAGAGACGGAUUCCGUAGGCCUGGCUUUCGAAUGCGAAUUUACAUCAGGUUCAGAAUCCGACAUCGCCUCGGAAGCAGCAGAGUCGGGGGAGGGGAAAGUGGCAGCGGCCGAGAAAAGUUGUGACCCUGUUUCACCAACGAAACCGGAAUCCGAACCGGAAUCUUUGGAGAUGGCAAACUCAGUACCUGUUUUAGAAGUAGCGACGAAAUCCGAUGUCCAGCCAGUGCUCAAAGGGGCAACAGACUUGAUAGAAGCCGAAGCCGAGGCUUUGCUCCAACUGAAUUCAGAAUCCGAUUCAGCAUCUGAAGCUGGCCCUUUUUUUAUUCCACAAUCGAAGUCGAUGCUUGAAAGUGUUCCAGUUCAGGGAGACCAUUCUGUACGCAUUUUAGACAUUGAUCGGCAGUCAGAUCUCGAACAACCAGCGGUGGAAACGAUUACGAAGCUGGAAAUUAGUUCUGCUGAUGUUUUAGACAAAUCAUCGCUUUCGAAACCCGAAGCUGUUCCGGAGGGAGUUUCGUUACCGCAAUCGGGUACGGAAUCGGAUGUCGGACUAGUUCUACACACGUCUGCGGUGCGAGACGGAGAAGCCGCUGUGCGUGUUGUCGAAUGCGUACGAAAGCCUGAAGUUGAAUCGCUACUUGAAGCGGAAUCGGUGCUGGAAACCGAGCCCGUAGUGCACGCAGAGUCGGAAGAAUCUUCGCAAUCAGUUAGCACGGCCUCUGACCAAGGUGUCGCGGACGACGAUAUGGACGAACUCUAUACCGAAGAAGAGGAUUUCGAAAAUAAAUCGCACGCGGCGCGAGUUGCCAGCGUUUUGAACGACCAGCACCGACCGAGGCCGGACGAGAGUCCAUUGGACGAACGAGCUGAGCGAAUGGCGGAAGCUAUUUUGGCCUCAGCCAUGUUUGAAACUGUUUUCCUACAGCCAGAAAAUCGAUCGCAAACAACAACUCCAGUGCCCGCGCACGGCCUUCCUGCCAUCGAUUUACCUUUUAUCGGCUCAUCUUUUUGUCGAAUUCAGUUCCCUUGCACAGAUGCCAGACUAACCUCGGCAGGUAAUACAGCCGCCUCCACCAGUCAAUCAUUGGUCACUAAUCACCCCCUACCUGAAACCGAAUCACCUGAAAUCCCAAUUGAUACCACCAACACUGUUCCAUCGUCGCGCAUUCCGGUGCUGUCCAAGCGACAGAACUUGUCGCGUUCCGUUUCGGAACAGCCGCACUCAUCCGGCAGUCGGAUGCCCGUAGCGGCGCCGCGAGUCAGCCGAAUGAUUCCUGGCUACUUCACUAGCGCCGAUCAUACGUCAUCGGCUGAUGCCAACGCCGGAUGUUCGGCCGAAUCAUUGCCGUCUUCCAUCCAGGAGAACGUUGAGAGCUACUCGGUUCGCAAACAGUUCUGGGAAGAAGUGGCGUCUGGAACAUCGUCCACCUCGUCAACGUCUUCGACCAGAACGAGACAAACCAAAUCAGAAAGGAGCAGCCUCAUUGUGACGGACGAAUCCUUUGGACCCAUCGGCCAACGAGAGACGAAAUCCGAGCGUUCCAGCGCCGUCCUGUCCGAGCAAGACAUCUACGAAGUUGGUCGUUACACAGUCACCAAAGUAUCCACUUCGGAAACGGUCAUCGACACGACGCACGAAUCAACGGGCGCCACCGGCCAGGAAAUAAUAGAAGAACUGCAACUUGCACCGCCACCGGUAGAUCAGUCCAGUAGCAAAGUGGAAGAAAUUGAAACAGUGCGAACGCAAGAGACGACGGUUACUCGCCUCAGCGGUAAGCUUGACAACCCGAUCGUCUUGGAAGAGACUGUGACGGGAUCGUCACACCGAGAGCGCAUCGGGAGAGAAGAAUACAUUUACAGCAGUGGCGACGAGAGCGUAUCUCUACGCGCCGAAGAUGUCGAAUCGCAUUCCGACGUUGUCCUACCAGGAGGCCGUCAAGUGGUGACCGAAGAGUUCGCCAAAUCCUCCAAAACCGUUUUCAAAGACGGCCAACCCGUCUUUGUCGAAGAGUUUCAAUACGAUCAACGUCAGCAGCCUGCCGAUUCUCCUCCGCUUGAAUCGGCGCCCACCGCUUCCGGGUUUGAGGACUCUACCACCGCCGACCUGACAACCGGCGAUUGGACGACGGCCGAUUCCGUCGAAGUCAAUGUCGAUUCGCAGGAACAAGAAGUGCCAGACAUUUCGAUUGUUCAUCAGGAGUCGUUCGGUGGUGGACUGACGAGCAGCGGCGAAUCGCAGGAAGAAGGAGAAGCCGUGGCCGGAAUGGCUUUCAUCAACACGGCUUUCAUCGGCGUUGAUCACAUCGACAUGAAGGAUCAAGAGCCAGCCAACAUAGCUCGAGCAGUAAGCCCGUUUGAAGUUCCCAGAGGUGAAGCUUACGUUAUUGGCACGUACGGUCCCGAUUUCGACCAACCGGCGGCGCGAGACGAGAACGAGCCAGACGAAGAAUCGCCUCUGCCAUCGCCGCAGAGCCGUUUGACCUUCGAGUUGCCACAAGAAGCGAUCGUGGCGGAAGAGCGUGACGAGUGCGCAGUAUCUAGUCAACCGCGUAGCCGGACAACUUCGCUCGACUCGCAGGAUUUAGAAACUUACGGGAGCGAAGGAGAGGAGGCUGACGAUGACGAGCAAGAUCCCUCGCAAGCCAGGGAGAAAAUCUUCAGUCAAGGACUGAGUUUCCAGGAAGAACGCGACCGCGAAUUAACACCGGAAGAGGCUCUCCAGUUGGCGGAGAAUUUGAUUGAAGAGAUUAAAGCAGAAGCCCCACGACGGGCCGAGAUGAUGUCGUCGACCACCCCGGACGAUGAAUUGAAAGAAAUAGACGAAGGAGCCGCGGACGUUGCUCAGGAGGUCGCACAAACUUUGACGUUUCAAGAAGAAACCGAAGCCAAGAUCUCCGAGUACAUCCGUCAGGUGGACGUCCAUGAAGAGGUGGCCGUCUCCGAUGGCCAAAACACGACGGAAGAAACCAUCAACUGGUCGCUUACCGAAAUCCACGAAUCAUCUACGCAUUCCGAGCAUGUUGACAUUCAAGGACUCGACCGAACGGUUUUGCCCGAACUAGACAUCGUCGAGCCACAGGGAGCCCACGAACAAGAAGCCACCAGUCCGGAGCAAGUGUGCAGUCCUGAACGUGAAACGACAUCUACCACAUCCUCGGGAAGUAAGAUUGAUUCGUCGGCCACAUUUUCCGAGAAUAAAACUGUCUCGUACGAAGAAACGUCUACGACGUGGACAAAGAAAGAAGAGGAAACCACCUAUUUCUCAGCGGCGGAAACCGGAGCUCAACGCCCUAGCCGGCCGACGUCGUCCGAUGUAGAGGCAUUGAUCAGCACGGGAGCCACGACGGCCUGCUCUUCCGAAUACGAAACGGCUUUUUCCUCUUCGUCGCGUUCUGUCAAUUCCAGCGAUUUCCAUUCGGCUGUCAGUUCGGUCAGUUCUCGGGAGUCGAUGAAAUCACUGGACUCUACGACCGGCCUAGCGUCAGAGACGUCGGAGACGUUGUUGGCUUCCGCCCUGGAGCAAGACACAACGGAUCGUGAUUUAACUCCUACGGACGUUUCGCUGGAUCUCAAUCAAAUGGACGUUCAAUUCAAAAUGGCCAGCGAUCUUCCAGCUGCCCCCGUUCAGCGCGAGGAACAAGAAGAAGUGGCCACUAGAGCCGAAAGUCCAUUUGAAAUGAUAAGUCCCGUUGACGAAGGGAUGGUCGAGCUAGAAGACGAUGACGACGACGAUCCUGCCGAAGAGUUGAUUCCGCCCGUCAUGAAGCGAUCUCAAGAAAUGACUUUCCAUCCGGAGCCGAAACCUCUGCGGGAAACUGGACUAUCGCCACCAACUACGCCGACUCCAUCGGAAGAAUCGCCCAGUUUGAAGUCGAGCCUGGAAGCUGAGAAACUCUUGUUCGAUUACGUCAUGUCGACGAAUGAUGAAGCGGCUUAUCUGUCGACAUCCACCCUGUCCGACGGAACGACGUCUACGGUAAUCGAAGCGGGCGGCAAGACCGUCAAACAGGACACGUAUGAUCAACUCUCGGAUGAACCGGAAGCCGACCAGGAUUGCCAAGAAGAUGAAGCCAAUGCGACGGUGACAGCCUUGGAUGCAGCCACGAUUACCAGUCGAUCUGGCAGUUUGGCAUCCUCCACGGACGUGGAGGGGAUCAUCAGCCGUCAGGUGACCAUAAGCUCGGCCAUCGUGAUUGACGAAUCAACUCAGUCCAUCAACACGCAAAUCACUACGCGUCGUGUCGUCGUGCAAGGAGAAUCGGAAGAAUUGAUUCUGCCCGCUUCCAUGGUUCCCGAUAUUACCGUCCAGCACGCAAGUCCGGUCAUCGACCGUCGAUUUAGUUAUCCGGAGAACGUCGCCGGUGCCGACCUGUCAGAAUUGGCUAAACAAGUUAUCGAGGAAGUGCCUUCCGAGGAGGAACUUGAAGAAAGAGACGAGGGCUUGGGAGCGGAAACGGCAGAGCCAGCACAUCAAGAGCAAUCUGAACAGUUGUACCAGUCGGAAGAAGUGGAGCAAGUAGAGGAGAUAGAAGAAGGCGAGCAAGAGCUAGCUGAAGAACCAGAAGAAAUCGAGGCUGACUAUCCCGAAAUGGAUGUAGGAGAACUGAUAUCGCCUCCAGCUUUGGUGGCCAGACGUAUCGAUCCACCAAAUAUGGCCGGAUACAACUACGAAAUGUCUUUUGAAAGGGCACAAGAUGAACGGGAAGAUGCAGUUGAAGUUGAGGACGUCAUUGAAGAUUUGGAGAAACAGAAACGUUGGAUGGAAAUGCAGUUCGAAGAAGCCGAGGACGCGGCUCAGGGAAUUUUCCAGCCGAUUGCCAGCCGGGUUCAACCGUUGGCCGACAUUGAAGAAUGCAAAGAGGAUGAAGAAAGUCUGAAUGGUUCUGAUCGUUUAGUCGGCCGGCUGAAGGAGUCCCUGAGCAGCACGCCUGAAUUCGACGUACUCAGUGGCCGCAGAUAUUUUACGCGCAGCGGGGAUGUUGACGACCUGUCGGUCGAUUCCCUCCAAGAUUUCGAACGCCUCGAGCUGGAAUUGCACGCGGAGAAGCUGAGACGCCAGAGCAAUGGAUCCGGUUCGCAAGAAUCGCUUAACGGGCGACGCAUCGGUAGCCGUAGUAGCGGAGGCGACAACGUGUCCGUCAAUUCGUUGACGGAGUUUGAGCGGCUUGAGCGUGACAUGGCGGAAGCAGCUAAAUUAGAAGAGCGAGCCAGACAACAAGAGGCUGCCUUACUGUCCGAGAUUGAAGAAGGUCACGAAAGCCAGACGUCCGAGUCAGAGAGCUGCGAAACGCUUUCUGGGCAACGCGAAGGAGACGAUACUGAAGAGGAUGACGACGACGACUAUGAGCAGCGCAUGUUCGAGAUUGAUGAGAUCAUCCGCCAAGCGCAGACGAACAUUGAACAGUUCGAAACAGAGCUGACGACUGAAGUCAAGCAAACGAUUCGCAGUUCAAGGAUGGAGUCGACUGGAAGCUUCAAUGAAACGACUCACAGCAGCGUCGUAGACAUGAAGACGGAAUCGGUGGAUUCCGUUGAUAGCAUCGAACCGGAUUUUCUGGCCGGCGGCUCCACGAGCCAGCGCACGGCUGCCAUUUACCGGUCUUGCAUCCGCACAGAAAUCAAAUACAGUUCCGAUGAUAUUCAACAGGCCGACAGUCUGACGGGAGGUCCUGAUUCCCUGGAUGUCUUUGGACCUAGCUCAGUCGAUUCGCUCGACUCGAAUGCAAGAAGCCGUACCGGCCACGAAUCCGAUUCGCUUCAAGCUAUGGUUGGUGCGGAAUCAUCAAGUGACUCGUCUUCCUCUAGAGACGAUCUCCCGCGUGACACAACUCUGCAACGCCCUACCGGCAUCUUUCGGCCAACUACAUGUUCUUCCGACUCACUGGAACAGACGCAAAGCAGCUCUCGAGCUACCGGAGGCUUCGAUUCAGAUUCGAUCAUGUCCGGCAGUAUGACUAGUUCCAUGGGGUCCGCCGUAGCUGUUACUGUCCAUCCGACCGAGGCGCCAAUGUCGCCUUCCGGAGCUCCUGUUCACACGGAACGUACGGAAACGAGCUGUACCGUUGAAAUGAGCCCAGAGAUACGCAAAGUAACAUUCCACGGGCCAGACGUUGAAGAACAAAUGAAAGACUUUGUGUCGCAAUUCGCUCCUGGGGAGGAUAUCCGAGAGGUGGAAGUAACUGAUCCCGUGACGGGUAACAUAUUCGUGACACGGGUCACCCAACGCAGGGCAUUCGUUGACGCCCAAGAUUUGCCAACGGACGAAGAUGACUUACCGUCCAGACAAGCGGUAGAAGAGUACAUCCGGACUAGAGGUCCGCAGUUGGAAGACGUUGAUUCGUUUGAGGUGGAUGACGGUUCUGGCAACAUCCAGCGGGUCAUUCGUAAACGUGUCGUGGUGGACAGCACCGCGACUGCCAUUCCUACCACGCAUUCCUGUGCUUCCCCCUCACUGUCCCUCAACCCUCCGACCGCAUUCCAAAGUUCACCUGCCACAGAGCCAACGGAGUCCACCCCUCUGCCGGAAAUGACCUCUAGCGGAGCAGCCCGUAAUGACGGUAUCCAACCUCGACUGCCCUCUGCUCCUCGCGACUCUAUCAGCAUCGACGACGAUGACGACGAUGAGGAAGCGAUGGAGGUCGACUCCCAUGAGCACGACUGGCGUAUUGCCGAGUUCGCUCCUAAUACGACUCUUGGCCGGCAGCAAGCCACAGUUUUCCAACUAAUAACGGCUGAAGCUGAUGAUCAAGCCGCAGCGUCCGCCGCCUGUCAGCAGUAUGAUCCCACCUGUUCAGCUAUAAGUGAAAGCGAACCAUCUUUACCCUCUCAGCCUGAUUGGUCUGACAGUGCUCAAGAUGGCAUGUAAAAUGAAGACGUCGCUUAGUGAGCUUAAUACUGCGGAUGGAACGGAAAAUCAUCACGAAGACAACUGAAUAAACAACAGAAAAUAGUCGACCUUCUGCGGAAAAGAAACGAAGAAAUCUUUAAUUUCCUCAGUUCAAACAUUCAACGGCUAUUCUCUUUAAUCGUGCUUGUGUCAUACUAUAGUCUUGAAAACUACGCAGUUAUUCUAUCACUACCACAACUUGGCCCUCUCACGUUUCUCCCACGUGUAUGUGGGAGUUUCAAUUUGAAGCAGAAGGAAACGAAUUGAAGACCGACCUCUUUGUUGCUGUGUUUGAUACUUCUCCCUAAUACCCCUAGAACUCGUUUGUCAACAGUGAAGCUUCAUCACGUUUCUUUCAACAUUUUCAAAUUUUGGCAUUUACUCCUAUACAGCUUUCUCUGAUAUACCCUGCCAUCCAGCUCCUCUGUUAUUCAGUUGUUUACAAGCGACAUACAUUUAUAAGAAGAGGGAUAGAACGUCAGAGAUCCAUAAACCCCCUACUUAGACGGAGAGAUAAAAGGGACCUUAGACCUUUUCUCAAUCGAAAAAGUGAAAAAUAUCCAACUCUUCUUUCUUCGAAGAAGAGUGUAAAAAUGCGGAAGAAAAGAAAAAGAUAAUAGAAGUUCAUAUUGUGUGUGAAACGUCCCUUUUUUCCUAUGUUCAUGCAAAGAAACGUGGUUUUCAUAUUGACUUUUAAAAUUAUGGCUUUCAAUUAUUCUAGAAGCUUCUAACACAUUUUAAUUUAUCACAGUUGUGUCGACUUGGCCUCAAUCUUUCUCUUCUGCCCACGACUCUUUUGUAGACCUUCUAUAAGCUUCUUGCAAACGAAAUAAAAAAGAAAAAUUUCAUUUACCCAUACCGACACCCAUCCACACAAAUCAGACGCGAAUUGAAUUAUACAUUUCUGUCAAUUGAUAAAAAAAAAAUGAAAAAAAAAAAACAACAACAAACAAACCAAACAAACAAUAGGGUUAUUGUUAAUUGUAUGGCUCUUAAAAUAUAACACCCUCUCUUAUCCUGUGUGGUUAUACAAUACAUUUUCUGUCCGACA
Daphnia magna is the source of this 15748-nucleotide messenger RNA. Its product is annotated as ankyrin-2. The record is from RefSeq and is a predicted model, not a curated record. Gene Ontology annotation, biological process: signal transduction. The coding region runs from base 697 to 14676 and encodes 4659 amino acids. Lineage: Eukaryota; Metazoa; Arthropoda; Branchiopoda; Diplostraca; Daphniidae. Gene Ontology annotation, molecular function: protein binding. The transcript is spliced from 35 exons.